AUGAAUCGCAACACAUACGAGAAGGAUAAUUAUAAAAGACUCUUUACCAGCUCAGAGUGUGACUCACCAAUCCGGAAUAACAGUAUGGAAAUAGUGUUUAAUACUAAGCCUAAAAAAAUACUGAUACUAAUGUCACCCUUUAACCCGAAAAUAGAUUUGGUGCUUGACCAGCUGGUUUCAAUAAUAAAGGAACAUUUGCCCACAACAGAAGUAAUAUACGACAAGUCAAUACUGUCAGAAAUACCGGAAACAGAUAAACUUUGGGGAGAAGUGCAGGAGCUGUACAAGGGCCAAGUGGUGACACGCUUCGAGGACCCGGAGAAGACGGACAACCUGCAGGAAAAGGACCUGAAGGACGUGGACCUGGUGAUAACAGUGGGAGGAGACGGAACAAUGCUGAGAGUGAACAAGGUGUUCCGCCGAGAAAUACCGCCAGUAGUUGGCCUCUCAAUGGGCUCGCUGGGCUACCUGGCGAAAUUCAACCUGGAAAAAGUAACAGAAACACUGUCAAACAUAGAGACGAGAGGCUUUAAAAUAUCACUAAGAUCGCAAAUUCAAGUGACAAUAUUGGAUGAAAACGGAGAACCGAUAAUAAGAAGAAACGCAUUAAACGAAUGCGUAAUUGACAGGGGCCUCUCACCUUAUAUAACGACCCUGGAUGUUUACUAUAACGGAGAAUAUUUUACGACGGUUUCUGGAGACGGGUUGAUGCUGACAACGCCAAGUGGGUCGACCGCGUACUCGAUGUCAGCGGGAGGAUCAAUAGUACACCCACAUGUGGAAGCGCUGCUGUUCACGGUUAUAUGCCCGCACUCGAUAUCGUACCGGCCCCUGGUGCUCCCGAGCACCUCGAUCAUAAAGGUGGUGAUACCGCCGGACAACAGGGGGUACGUCAGAGUGUCGCUGGACGGAAACUACUCGUGCAACAUCAGGCACGGGUGCUCAGUCAAAAUCACGACCUCGAAGACUAACUUCCCACUGGUUCUGCCCAAGCAGACGGGAACGACGAAGGAGUGGUGCAGGUCGCUGAAGGAAAACCUGCACUGGAACGUGAGAAUAAGGCAGCAGAAGCUGCACGUGCCGUCGUACGUGAAGGCGAAAGACGAGACGACGGAGUUGCAGGAGUUUAACGACUAG
This is a messenger RNA of Theileria orientalis strain Shintoku, 1137 nucleotides long. RefSeq lists its product as uncharacterized. NCBI's taxonomy places the organism in Eukaryota, Apicomplexa, Aconoidasida, Piroplasmida, Theileriidae. The transcript is spliced from 3 exons. The record is from RefSeq and is a predicted model, not a curated record. Gene Ontology annotation, molecular function: NAD+ kinase activity. The coding region runs from base 1 to 1137 and encodes 378 amino acids. Gene Ontology annotation, biological process: NAD+ metabolic process; NADP+ biosynthetic process.